AUGUCAAUUUUGUUGUGCCAUGAAGACUUGAAAAAUGUUGUUCAUCACUUUCUUUCGAUUUCUGAUCUCACGCAAUUUGUGUUAGUUAACAAAAAAUGUGGGCAAGUUGUUAUAAGUCUUAACAAAUCACCACACUUCGAGAUAGUCUACAAUGAUGAAGAAAAAAAGAACAAAAUAUCAAAGCAACUUGAGUUAAUCCCAUCACUUCAAGUCAUUGAAAUAACAAACGAUUUUGACUUGAUCGAAAUAGUUCCUCAAACCAUUUUAAUUGAUAUUUUGUCGCUCAAUAUGGAGACUAAAGAAAUCGUUUUAAAGUGCCAGAACCAAAUUGUUUCACUUAAUGUGAUACCAGACCAAUUCUUCGAUUUUUCAGUGUGUGAUAAAUUAAGACGCCUUUCUUUAACGUACGCGUUCGAAAUUAAAUCCGAACCAGAGAAGAAUAUUGAUCCAUUAUGUGAAAAUGAGGAAAGCAAUGAAGAGAGCGGACAGAUGUCUGUUGUUGAAGCGUUUUGGAUGGAUAAAACUAAACAUCUUGAUUUCUUUAAAAUCACAUUUAAAAACGGAUUCGACGAAGUCUUCUUGGAAGAAGUUGGGUUAUACAAUUUUGACGUUGUUGUUAUCGUCGUGGAAAGCCAGUUUUACCAGGUUGUCAAAGAAAAAUCAAAACUAUAUAAACACGUCACAGUGUGUUCAGACACGUUGUCACAAUAUAUAGAAGACAUAGUUAUUCCUUUUGAUGACAAUGUGAUACACGUCACUCUUCCCCUCAACAAAAAACAGCAGACAGAACUUCAAAAGUAUUUGCCAACUGCAAUUGUGUCUACGAAUGAAGACAACACUCUUGAUUUUCAUAAUUACACAGCAUUGUUUUAA
Entamoeba invadens IP1 is the source of this 873-nucleotide messenger RNA. RefSeq lists its product as hypothetical. Lineage: Eukaryota; Evosea; Mastigamoebida; Endamoebidae. The transcript has a single exon. The record is from RefSeq and is a predicted model, not a curated record. The coding region runs from base 1 to 873 and encodes 290 amino acids.